This is a messenger RNA of Poecilia reticulata (guppy), 1918 nucleotides long. RefSeq names its product dicarboxylate carrier UCP2-like. Gene Ontology annotation, biological process: transmembrane transport. Lineage: Eukaryota; Metazoa; Chordata; Actinopteri; Cyprinodontiformes; Poeciliidae. The record is from RefSeq and is a predicted model, not a curated record.
GGCAUAACCUCAGUAAUUAAUCAUAAUAAUUUGUAGCUUCUGUAAUUAUUGAAAUUAAAAUUGAGUUCAUAUUGAGCUGAUACUCCAACCUGCUACAAAACAUUUCUGGUUUAAACCAGCGUGUCACCAGUCAGACCAGCUGUUCAAACCUUCGCGUCAUCAAGCAGGUGAGUUGUUUGUUGAAAACACGCCCGCCGGCAGCCAGACGGUUGGUAUUUUGUUCUGGCGUGUACUGCACACUGUGUUCAUUUUGUUUGUUUUUCUUUUUCUUCCUUUUUUUUCCGGAGAGGCAGCGCAACAGUCUCAGAAUAAUCAGUUAACACCUUCCCAUCAGGUUCUUAUGCCAAGGUAUCUGACUUUUAUCUGUUCGCCUGCUUUCAGUUCUAAGGGACAACAAGUAAUGGCACAAGAAGAGAACUCUACUUUAACAAGACACACAUUCUGUUUAUUACCUGGAACAUGAUUGUUUUUUCCGGUUAUCUGUCAUAAAGUCCUGAAAAGAUCCAGAAUUAACGUCAGAUUUCGGGAUGACUGAAAGCUCUGGAUUGAUUUUUGCUUUUUAAAGACUGCGUUGAUCCUUUACCAUUUUGAACAUGGCAGGAGGAUCAGCAGCUGACUUGGCACCUACAGCUGCUGUCAAGAUUUUUUCAGCUGGAACAGCUGGCUGCGUGGCUGACCUGGUCACCUUCCCGUUGGACACUGCCAAAGUACGACUGCAGGUCCAAGGAGAAUCGAAAGACCUCCCAAUAGGCCAGAAGGCGACAUACAGAGGUGUAUUUGGCACCAUUAUCACCAUUGUGAGGGCCGAGGGGCCGAGGAAUCUGUACAACGGGCUCGUGGCGGGGCUGCACCGACAGAUGUGCUUUGCCUCCGUCCGGAUCGGUCUGUACGACACCAUGAAGCAGCUCUACGCCCACGGAGCGGAGAAUCCUGGACUCGGGACCCGACUGCUGGCRGGCUCCACCACCGGAGCGAUGGCGGUGGCAUUUGCUCAGCCCACCGAUGUUGUGAAGGUCAGGUUCCAGGCUCAGGUCCACCAGCUGGACAACGGCUCCGUCAAGAGGUACAGCAGCACCACCGAGGCCUACAAGACCAUCGCCAGGGUGGAGGGCUUCAGAGGGCUCUGGAAAGGCUGUCUGCUGAACAUAGCUCGUAAUGCCAUUGUGAACUGCUCCGAGCUGGUGACUUAUGACAUAAUUAAAGAGCAGAUCCUGAAGAACAAACUGAUGACAGACAACAUGCCGUGUCACUUCACUGCCGCAUUCGCCGCAGGUUUCUUCACCACCGUGGUGGCCUCUCCGGUGGACGUGGUGAAAACCCGCUUCAUGAACUCCGUGCCCGGGCAGUACGGCGGCGCCGCCAACUGCGCUCUGACCAUGCUGCUUAAAGAGGGGCCCUCAGCUUUUUACAAGGGGUGGGUGUCGUCGUUGAAAACCGGGGCAAAUCCAGUCCAGCGGCUGAUUUAUCUCAAUCUUUCCUUGCAGCUUCAUGCCAUCGUUCCUUCGCCUGGGGUCCUGGAACAUAGUGAUGUUUGUCAGCUACGAGCAGAUUCAGAGGGCUGUGGUAAGACUUCAGGGGUCCCGGGAGUCUCGCUUCAGAACGGUUUGACUGAAUGAAGCUGUGCAGCUGGAUCUGCAGCAGCGCUGAUAGUGAGCGGUCAAUCCAGACCUCGUACCUGACCAGAGAGGGCAAGCUGCAGGUUUGAUUAGUGAUUACUAGUUUAGGUAAUAAUUGGAAACAGUCGUUUGUUUUUCAACUGAGAUUUGUCAUUUUGGAGAAACUCUGACUCUCAGAAACUCGUUCUCAUUUUGUCCCCAAAUCAAGAUUAUGAAUGUCCUCAUGGCCGGUUGUGCCAGAAUGUAUCGAUAAAACCCAUUUACAAACUGUUCAAAUAUCAAUAAAUGUCUGUUUCAAUAUG